CUUCUUUUUCUUCUUCCUAAAUCCUCCAACAAUAAAAAAAAUGGAGACGAUGUCAAGAAGCCUAAGCAAGAGCUUAGGAGAGUUGUUAACAAGCAAUAGUAACCAUUUUUCAAGGAGAAGCGGUUCGAUUGAUGAUCAUGACGAGGAAGCUCUUAAAUGGGCUGCUCUUGAGAAACUUCCAACUUUCACUCGUCUUCGUACCACUAUCAUCCAACCUCAUGAACUUGUUGACGUCACCAAGCUAGGCGUUGGUGAUCGUCAGAAGUUCAUCGAUUCUGUCUUUAAAGUCACCGACGAAGAUAACGAGAAGUUCUUGAAAAAGUUUAGGAACCGAGUCGAUAGGGUGGGGAUAAAGCUACCGACCGUGGAGGUAAGAUUCGAGAAAAUGACUAUAGAGGCGGAUUGUCACAUUGGUAAAAGAGCUCUUCCAACGUUACCUAACGUUGCAUUAAACAUUGCCGAGAGAGGCCUUCGUUUAUUUGGUUUAAGCUUUGCUAAAACCACUAAGCUCACUAUUCUUAGAGAUGCUUCUGGUAUCAUCAAGCCUUCAAGAGUGACACUUUUAUUAGGUCCACCAUCAUCAGGGAAAACAACUCUUUUGUUAGCGUUAGCUGGAAAAUUGGACCCAAGCUUAAAGGUGGAAGGGAGGGUAACAUACAAUGGGCAUGGAUUAGAAGAGAUUGUGCCACAGAAAACGUCAGCAUACAUAAGCCAAAACGAUGUUCAUAUUGGAGUCAUGACUGUCCAAGAGACUCUUGAUUUUUCUGCUAGGUGCCAAGGCAUUGGCACUAGAUACGAUUUGUUAAGUGAGUUGGUGAGGAGAGAGAAGGACGCAGGGAUCUUACCCGAACCGGAAGUGGAUCUAUUCAUGAAGUCCAUCGCAGCUGGGGAUGCCAAGAGCAGUCUCAUCACGGACUACACUCUCAAAAUAUUAGGGCUUGACAUAUGCAAAGAUACGAUGGUCGGAGACGAAAUGACACGAGGAAUUUCAGGUGGUCAAAAGAAAAGAGUUACAACAGGAGAAAUGAUAGUGGGACCAACAAAGACAUUGUUCAUGGACGAGAUAUCGACAGGUCUAGAUAGUUCAACAACGUACCAAAUAGUGAAAUGUCUUCAAGAAGUUGUUCGGUUCACGGACGCAACGGUUUUAAUGUCUUUGUUACAACCAGCUCCUGAAACGUUUGAGCUCUUUGACGACAUCAUUCUGUUGUCGGAAGGCCAGAUCGUGUACCAAGGUCCACGUGACCAUGUUCUUUCCUUCUUUGAGACUUGCGGUUUCAAGUGUCCCGACCGCAAAGGCACCGCCGAUUUCUUGCAAGAGGUAACUUCAAGGAAAGACCAAGAACAGUACUGGGCAGACACGACAAAACCAUACAGAUACAUUCCUGUUUCCGAAUUCUCCAAACAGUCCAAAACCUUCCAUGUCGGAGCCAAUCUUGAAAACGAUCUAUCUGUCCCUUACGACAGAUUCAAAUCACAUCCAGCUUCUCUCGUAUUCAACAAACACUCUGUCCCCAAAUCUGACCUCUUCAAAAUCUGUUGGGAUAGAGAACUGCUUCUCAUAAAACGCAACGCUUUCUUCUACGUUUUCAAGACCGUUCAGAUCAUUAUAAUGGCCUUGAUCACGUCGACCGUGUACCUGAGGACGGGGAUGGGCACAAAGGACGAGAAUGAUGGAGCUGUCUACAUCGGUGCGUUGACAUUCUCCAUGAUCGCUAACAUGUUCAAUGGAUUCGCAGAGCUUUCUUUGAUGAUUCAAAGACUUCCCGUGUUCUACAAGCAACGUGACCUUUUGUUUCACCCUUCUUGGACCUUUACUCUCCCUGCUUUCCUCUUGAGCAUUCCUGUCACCAUCUUUGAAUCUGUUGUUUGGGUCAGCAUUACUUAUUACUUGAUCGGUUUUGCUCCAGAAUUCAUCAGGUUCUUGAAGCAUCUAUUGGUGAUAUUUCUUACACAACAAAUGGCUGGUAGUAUUUUUAGAUUCACUGCGGCAACAUGCAGGUCCAUGAUACUUGCUAAUACAGGAGGAUCUCUAGUUAUUCUACUCCUCUUCUUGCUUGGAGGGUUCAUUAUUCCCAGAGGUGAGAUUCCUAUAUGGUGGAAAUGGGCUUAUUGGGUUUCACCAAUGGCUUACACUUACGAUGCUUUAACUGUAAAUGAGAUGCUUGCUCCUAGAUGGAUGAAUCAACAGUCUUCUGAUAACUCCACGAAGCUAGGGUUGGCUGUUCUUGAGAUGUUCGAUGCAUUCACUGAUCCAAACUGGUACUGGAUUGGUGUAGGAGUCAUUCUUAGCUUUACGAUUCUCUUUAACAUCCUAGUCACACUCGCUCUUGCAUUCCUAAACCCACUUGAGAAGCCGCAAGCCAUCGUUUCUAAAGAGAAAACAGAGGAAAACAGAGCAGUGAGUGGCUCAGAAAGUGAAAGCAGUUACGUGAAAAGAGGAAUGGUUCUACCUUUUACUCCUUACACAAUGUCUUUUGACAAUGUCAACUACUACGUCGACAUGCCUAAGGAAAUGAAAGAAGAAGAAGAUGCCAAGGAUAAGCUUCAGCUUCUAAGGGAAGUGACAGGGGUGUUUAGACCAGGAGUAUUAACAGCUCUUAUGGGAGUAAGUGGAGCUGGUAAAACCACUUUAAUGGAUGUUUUAGCUGGUAGAAAAACCGGUGGAUACAUCGAAGGAGACAUUAGAAUCUCUGGUUUCCCCAAAAGACAAGAAACUUUUGCAAGAAUCUCUGGUUAUUGUGAACAGAACGAUAUCCAUUCACCGCAAGUCACUGUCAGAGAGUCUCUCAUCUACUCAGCUUUCCUUCGUCUCCCAAAAGAAAUCACCAAAGAUGAGAAAAUGAGAUUUGUGGACCAAGUGAUGGAGUUAGUAGAGCUGAAGAGUCUAAAAGACGCGAUAGUAGGGCUUCCAGGGCUCACAGGGCUAUCAACAGAGCAGAGGAAGAGACUUACCAUUGCAGUGGAGCUAGUGGCGAAUCCAUCUAUAAUCUUCAUGGAUGAGCCAACUUCAGGGCUUGAUGCUAGGGCUGCAGCAAUUGUGAUGAGGACGGUGAGGAACACAGUUGACACAGGAAGAACUGUUGUCUGCACAAUCCACCAACCUAGCAUUGAUAUCUUUGAAGCUUUUGAUGAGCUUCUGCUCAUGAAGAGAGGUGGACAAGUGAUUUACGCUGGUCCUUUAGGUCAAAACUCCCACAAGAUUAUUGAAUAUUUCCAGGCAAUUCCUGGAGUUGUUGAAAUUAAAGAGAAGUAUAAUCCAGCGACUUGGAUGCUAGAAGUGAGCUCAAUGGCUGCAGAAGCUAAGCUUGAGAUAGAUUUUGCUGAGCAUUACAAAACAUCAUCCUUAUAUGAACAAAACAAGAAGCUGGUAAAGGAACUAAGCACACCACCACAAGAAGCAAAAGAUCUAUACUUCUCUACACAGUUCUCGCAAUCAUUGUUAGGACAAUUUAAGUCUUGUCUGUGGAAACAGUGGAUAACUUACUGGAGAACUCCAGAUUACAAUCUAGCCAGAUUUUUCUUUACGUUGGUUGCAGCUCUCAUGGUCGGAUCAAUUUUCUGGAAAGUUGGCACAAAAAGGGACAAUGCGAAUGAUCUUACGAAGGUUAUUGGAGCGAUGUAUGCUGCGGUUUUAUUCGUGGGAGUAAAUAACUCCACAUCUGUCCAACCACUCGUAGCUGUGGAACGAACUGUGUUCUAUCGAGAAAGAGCUGCUAAAAUGUACUCUGCUUUACCCUAUGCCCUAGCUCAGGUGAUAUGUGAAGUACCGUAUGUACUGUUCCAAACUUCGUAUUAUACGUUAAUUGUAUACACAAUGUUGUGCUUUGAGUGGACAGUGGUCAAGUUCUUUUGGUUUUUCUUCGUAUCAUUCGUCUCAUUCCUCUACUUCACAUACUACGGGAUGAUGGCUGUGGCCAUCACCCCGAACCAGCAAGUCGCAGCUGUAUUCGCUGGAGCUUUCUACGGUCUUUUCAAUCUAUUUUCUGGUUUCCUCAUCCCUAGACCGAGAAUCCCGAAAUGGUGGGUAUGGUACUACUGGAUCUGUCCAGUAGCUUGGACUGUGUAUGGACUGAUUGUUUCACAGUAUGGUGAUGUAGAAGACACGAUUAAAGUUCCGGGUAUGAUGAAAGAUCCGACAAUAAAAUGGUACAUUCAGAAUCAUUAUGGGUACGACCCAAAUUUUAUGGGGUCAAUUGCUGCUGUGUUAGUGGGUUUCACAGUUUUUUUUGCUUUCAUGUUUGCUUUCGGCAUCAAAAUGUUAAACUUCCAACAGAGAUAGUAUUUGGAAGUCGAAUGGGGUUGAUUUUAUUUUAUGCAUCACAGAUUUUAUUUUUAUUUUUAGUUACGAUGGGAGAAAAAAAAAAGACAUAUGACAAAGACUCACUUCAUAUAAUUGUCUUUUUAGGUUUUAAAUUUUGUUUUAUAUGAAAUGUCAUCUUAUACAUUUAAUGUAUAUACUAGAUCUUUACCCGCACAACCGCGCGGAUGU
Messenger RNA from Eruca vesicaria subsp. sativa (arugula), 4492 nucleotides. The record is from the annotation of a GenBank genome assembly. NCBI's taxonomy places the organism in Eukaryota, Viridiplantae, Streptophyta, Magnoliopsida, Brassicales, Brassicaceae.